Messenger RNA from Pelobates fuscus (common spadefoot toad), 939 nucleotides. Its product is annotated as olfactory receptor 5AR1-like. The coding region runs from base 1 to 939 and encodes 312 amino acids. NCBI's taxonomy places the organism in Eukaryota, Metazoa, Chordata, Amphibia, Anura, Pelobatidae. The transcript has a single exon. Gene Ontology annotation, cellular component: plasma membrane. Gene Ontology annotation, molecular function: olfactory receptor activity; G protein-coupled receptor activity. Gene Ontology annotation, biological process: G protein-coupled receptor signaling pathway; detection of chemical stimulus involved in sensory perception of smell. The record is from RefSeq and is a predicted model, not a curated record.
AUGGAAGAUCUCAAAAACAAUACAUUACAAAAAGAAUUUCACAUUUUGGCAUUUAAUUCCUUUGCUGCGUGGAAAUUUAUAAUUUUUUAUAUUGUUUUGUUGAUAUAUUUGCUCUCUGUGCUCGGAAAUAUUAUUAUUGUUAUUCUUGUCUGUAUGAUAUCAAAACUCCAAAACCCAAUGUACUUCUUCCUGUGCAACCUGUCCGUUCAAGACCUAAUGAAUGUCACUGGUUUUCAGCCCAAGUUUUUGGCCAUCACAAUAACAGGUGAUACAGCAAUUACAUUUCCACAUUGUAUCACACAAAUAUUUAUUUUCAUCAUGUGCAUUGAUACUGAAUUUUUCCUGCUGACUGCCAUGGCUUAUGAUCGAUAUGUUGCCAUUUGUUUCCCUCUGCGUUAUUCUCUUAUCAUGAAUAAAAGAAUAUGCAUAUAUUUGGCCACCAGCUGUUGGUGUACUGGUGCUUUAAAUGCAAUGAUAUAUUCAUUGUUAAUAUCUGUUUUAUCAUUUUGCAAAUCAAAAGAAAUAAAUCACCUUUUAUGUGAAGUGGAAUGCAUAUUGAAGCUUUCCUGUAAUGACACAAGAAACGUUGAAACUUUAAUAUUUGUUGAAAGUUUCCUAUUUGGAUUGUUUUCUUUUAUUCUUGUUUUGACUUCUUAUGUUUGCAUUAUAUCUACCAUUGUUAAAAUCCGUACCAACGCAGGAAGAUUGAAGGCUUUUUCCAGCUGCUCCUCUCAUCUCACUGUUGUUGUUCUUCUAUAUGGGACGAGUCUAAGUUCUUAUAUGAAAAAUGGAUCUGAAGGUUCCCAAGAACAAGACAAGCUGAUCACUAUGUUUUAUAUUAUGUUGAUUCCAGUGUUAAACCCCUUAGUCUAUAGUUUGAGAAACAAAGAUGUUUUAAAAGCUUUUACAAUUUUAACACAGAAAUUAUUUGAAUUGUAA